Didymosphaeria variabile is the source of this 678-nucleotide messenger RNA. RefSeq names its product U4/U6.U5 snRNP associated protein (gene SNU23). Gene Ontology annotation, cellular component: spliceosomal complex; U4/U6 x U5 tri-snRNP complex. NCBI's taxonomy places the organism in Eukaryota, Fungi, Ascomycota, Dothideomycetes, Pleosporales, Didymosphaeriaceae. Gene Ontology annotation, biological process: mRNA splicing, via spliceosome. The record is from RefSeq and is a predicted model, not a curated record. The transcript is spliced from 2 exons. The coding region runs from base 1 to 678 and encodes 225 amino acids. Gene Ontology annotation, molecular function: zinc ion binding; nucleic acid binding.
AUGAUAGCUCUAGUUGUCCUACGCCGUUCACUACAUCCGCGAAUCGUACCACGCAACGCUGCCGUUAUGGACAAGAAGUCUGGUGCCUACGGCGGCGCCGCAGGCGGAGGUGACACCGAUUUCCGCAAGACCUACGACCGCGAGAAAUACGCUGCCCUCGCCAAAGAACGCGAAGAGCGCGAGCGCGCCGAAGGCAAGGCCCGCUAUGAAGCUAAACAAGAAGGCCGCUCCUACCGGCGCCGCGCCUCUACGCCUGAAGACCUCAAGAUGACGGAAGCGCGCACCGGCCGCGUGGACGUAGCCUCGCUUGUUGGCAAGACCAUGCUUGUGCCCGCCGGCUCAGGCGUAGGCAAGCGCGGCAAAUCCGCAGGAUUCUACUGUGAGGCAUGCGAUAUCACGCUGAGGGACAGUCCAAGUUGGAUUGAGCAUCUGAAUUCGAAGCAGCAUUUGAGCAAUACGGGGCAGAGUAUGGAUGUAAAGAGGGCGACGCUGGAGGAGGUCAGGGAGAGGCUGAGGUAUCUUAGUCGGAAGAGGAGAGAGGCAAUGCAAAAAGAGGAGUUGGAUCUGGAUAAGCGGCUGGAUCAGCGGAAAGAGGAAGAAGACAAAGACCGGGAGGCAAAGCGGCAAAAGCGAAAUGAGAAAAGGCGGGCAAAAAAGGACGAUUGGGAGGGAUUUUGA